GAAAGAUCGUAGAGAGAGAAAGAAACGUAAUAGGAGGGAAAAGAGAAACAUAUACGGAGAAGUAUGCUAAAUAUAUGUAUUAUGUAUAUAUACAUUUAUUAUCCAUAUAAUCCAACAGCGCAGUAGAAGCAACGCAAUCUGUAGUCUCUCUCUCUCGCUCUCUCUCUCCGGGAGAGGAGAGAAGAGAGGGGGAGAAAGGGCGAAAAGUGUGGGGAGAUGAGGACAAGCGUUCGGGGGUGCCACGCGUCGAGAUGUGAGUGGGGGAGGCCCGGCUCGCUUCCCGCAACCCUUCCUACGAUGUCAGUGUGGUGUGUUGUGAAGUUGUGAUGUGUAACACCCCCCACCCACCCCGCAACACACACACCCGCCCCACCUGGGAAUCCGUAUACUUCUGAGAUGUACAACCCUGUUCCCAACAAUGAAAGAAGAUGUUGCAGAAGCUAGCAAAAUGCUUAACAAAAACUGGGUCUUGAAGCGCAAACGCCGAAAGAUUCCAUCUGGCUUGGAUUCAUCAACUGUCAAAGAAGAAAAUUCUCAACCCUUGGAAUCAGUACUGAAUAAUCCUUCAUCUAAACGUGGGGUGAAAGAUGAAGUUGCCUCAACUCGUUCUUCAAGCAAGAAAAAGGGCAAUGAUGGGUACUAUUAUGAGUGUGUUGUCUGUGACCUUGGUGGAAAUUUAUUGUGCUGUGAGAGUUGUCCUCGAACCUACCACAUUCAGUGUCUAGAACCUCCGCUUAAGCGUAUACCGACGGGGAAAUGGGAAUGUCCAAGUUGUAAUCAGAAGACUGAUCCCCUUGGGCCCACAAGUCCUUUAGAUUCUGUUUCAAAACGAGCUAGAACAAAGGUCACUACUACUGGGAAAUCUAAAAAUGAGAAUAAAUCAUCUGGAAGUACUAAGAUGUCUAAGAAUAUUGGAGGUUCCAUUCUUGAUAAUCGAAGAUUGUCAAGUAAAGAAAAAUCUUCUUUGUCUCAACGAGUCCAAAAGGAGAAGUUGGAUCCAUCCCCAAAUAGUGUAUCUUCAAAGACCAAACUCACCCAUGCUUCAGGGGAUGGGUCUGCUGGGUGCAGUUCAUCGUAUGUGAGUGUUGAAGAUGAGUCAGAGGAGAAGAAGCCAAUCUCUCCUGGUAAGGGAGUUACUUCUUUGUCAAAUGUAAUAGAUUCAGAAACAAAUGAAGAAGCUUCUGUGAGAAGGCCUCGGUUGUCAAGCACUGAUAAAUCUCCCAUGGAUAAAUGCACCACUUUAAUGGAUUCUGCUUCACGGAAAGAUAGGAAAAGGAAACAUGACUUCUUCCCUGUUGAUAGUUGGAAGAAGCGUAGAACUGAUAAGUCCAAUCAUACUGCCAAGACAAAAAAAGGUAAAUCUGAGUCAAACUGUGCGCAUCCAGGGGCCAAUAAAUCCCAAAGGAAACUCAAGUCAAUUAACCAUGAAUCUUCUAAGAUUCUGCCAGAACAGGAUGUUGGAAAGGAUACUGUUGAUGAACAUCUUAAAGAACAGAUAGUCUCUGAGGGAGCAUCUCAUCCAUCUAACGAGUUAGGAAAAGUUACAGUUGAACCAGUUACAAAUGAAGAAAGUGGGCUUGAUGCUCUACAGGUUGAUAGGGUACUGGGAUGUCGAGUUCGAGAUGCUGAUGCAAGAAAUUCAUGCAAUACCCUUGUAGCACCCGCAAAUGACCCACAAUCAGAGGGUUCCCCUGUUCCUAAAGAUGAAAAUCAGUUGAAUGAGAUAGCUUCCACUGAUGGCUCUCAAGGUCUUGCAGAUUGUCCUGAUGAAGGAAGGAUCACAGAAAAUGAUAUCGCAAAGGACAAGUUUCAAGUAUACAGAAGAUCAAUGAUCAAAGAGAGUAAAGAAGGAGUUAAUUCAGUGAGAAUAGAGGAUGAGGCCUCGGGAGACUACCUUGCAAAUGAAGAAGAAUUUGCUAAAACCAGCGAAAAAACUUCAAAGGAAACUGAUUCCUGUGUAGAGAUCCGUGACAGCAAUGAUAAUAUGGAAUGCUCUCAAAAUUUUGCUUCUAAUCAAUUAGGAAAUGCAAAGGUUGUUGAUACAGCUUUGGAAACCAGUAGCACCUCCCAGAAGAAACACAAGGGGUCUACCUUGGCUGAAUCUUCGAACUCCAAUGGAGUAACUGUCUCGUAUGAAUUUCUGAUCAAAUGGGUUGGGAAAUCUAAUAUUCAUAAUACAUGGUUACCAGAGUCUGAGCUGAAAACAUUGGCAAAACGAAAGCUGGACAAUUAUAAGGCAAAAUAUGGGACAGCUACAAUAAAUAUUUGCGAGGAGCAAUGGAAAAUCCCUCAACGAGUAAUUGCUGUUCGGUCUGCUUCAAAUGGUGCAACUGAAGUUUUUGUAAAAUGGACCGGUCUCUCAUAUGAUGAAUGCACUUGGGAAAGGAUAGAUGAGCCUGUGAUCUCAAAAGCAUCCCACCUGAUUGAUCUAUUUCACAGGUUUGAAUCCCAAGCAUUGGAUAAAGAUGCUAUCAAGGAUGACACAUUGAAGAAAAGAAAUGAACAGCAAAGUGAUAUAGCUUCUCUCACUGAGCAGCCUAAAGAACUCCAAGGAGGUUCGCUAUUUCCCCAUCAAAUGGAAGCCUUGAAUUGGCUGCGCAGGUGUUGGUAUAAGUCCAAAAAUGUUAUUCUUGCUGAUGAGAUGGGGCUUGGGAAGACGGUGUCUGCUUGUGCUUUUUUGUCAUCAGUGUACUUUGAGUUCAAAGCUAGAUUGCCUUCUCUUGUCUUGGUUCCUUUGUCAACGCUGCCAAACUGGAUGGCAGAGUUUGCACUGUGGGCUCCUGAACUAAAUGUUGUUGAUUAUCAUGGGAGUUCCAAAGCAAGAACCAUAAUCCGUCAAUAUGAAUGGCAUGCCAGCAAUCAAAAUGGUUCAAACAAAAAAACUACUUCCUACAAAUUUAAUGUUCUCUUAACAACUUAUGAAAUGGUUCUUGCGGAUUUGUCUAAUCUGCGUGCAAUUCCUUGGGAAGUUCUUGUGGUGGAUGAGGGGCAUCGUUUGAAAAAUUCUAGCAGUAAACUUUUUGGCUCACUCAACACAUUUUCAUUUCAGCAUCGUGUGCUGUUGACUGGUACUCCUCUUCAGAACAACAUAGGAGAGAUGUAUAACUUACUCAACUUCUUACAGCCAACAUCCUUCCCAUCCUUGUCUUCGUUCGAGCAGAAGUUUAAUGAUCUUACAACUGCAGAAAAGGUAGAUGAAUUGAAGAAACUUGUUGCUCCACACAUGCUCCGAAGGCUUAAAAAAGAUGCCAUGCAGAACAUUCCCCCUAAAACAGAACGGAUGGUUCCUGUUGAGUUGACAUCUAUUCAAGCAGAAUACUAUCGUGCAAUGCUCACAAAGAACUAUCAGGUUUUACGCAACAUAGGAAAAGGUGUAGCACAGCAAUCGAUGCUGAAUAUUGUUAUGCAGUUGAGGAAAGUGUGCAACCAUCCUUAUUUGAUACCCGGUACUGAGCCUGAAACUGGCUCAUUAGAGUUCCUCCAUGAAAUGCGGAUAAAGGCUUCUGCAAAGCUGACUCUGCUCCAUUCUAUGCUCAAGAUUUUGCACAAAGAAGGUCACAGAGUCCUUAUAUUUUCACAAAUGACAAAACUUCUGGACAUUCUUGAGGAUUAUUUGACAAUUGAAUUUGGUCCCAAGACAUAUGAGAGAGUUGAUGGAUCUGUUUCAGUUGCUGAUCGUCAAGCAUCAAUUGCACGUUUUAAUCAAGAUAAAAGUCGUUUUGUGUUCUUGUUAUCGACACGCUCUUGUGGCCUUGGAAUCAAUCUAGCUACUGCAGAUACUGUCGUCAUUUAUGAUUCAGACUUCAAUCCACAUGCUGAUAUCCAAGCAAUGAAUAGGGCACAUCGGAUUGGACAAUCCAAUAGACUUCUGGUAUACAGGCUGGUUGUUCGUGCUAGUGUCGAAGAGCGCAUACUGCAGCUUGCAAAGAAGAAAUUGAUGCUUGACCAGCUUUUUGUGAACAAGUCAGGGUCGCAGAAGGAGGUGGAAGAUAUCCUAAGAUGGGGAACUGAAGAACUUUUUAGUGAUUCUUCUAACACAACAGGGAAUGGGCUAGGUGAAAACCUGAACAAUAAAAUUGAAGCAGUUAUGGAAAUAGAGCAGAAACAUAGGAGGAAGACUGGGAGCCUUGGGGAUGUAUAUAAGGAUAAAUGUGCUGAAAUCAGUACAAAGAUAGUGUGGGAUGAGAAUGCAAUUUUCAAGUUGCUUGACCGAUCAAACCUCCAGUCUGAUUCACCUGAUAGCAAUGAAGCUGAACUGGAGAGUGAUAUGCUUGGUUCAGUGAAGGCUUCGGAGUGGAAUGAGGAAGCAACUGAAGAACAGGCCGGAGAAAUGAUGCUGGCAAAUGAUGAUACAAGUACACAGAACUUAGAGAAGAAAGAGGAUAAUCUAAUUGGUAGCAGCACUGAAGAAAAUGAAUGGGACAGGCUUCUGCGAGUGAGAUGGGAGAAAUACCAGAGCGAGGAGGAAGCAGUUCUUGGUCGUGGUAAACGCCAAAGGAAGGCUGUUUCUUACAGGGAGGCAUAUGCCGCACACCCCAAUGAAACACUAAGUGAGAGUGGAGCGGAAGAAGAUCAGGAGCAGAAACCUGAACCAGACCUUGAACCUGAGAGAGAAUAUACUCCAGCUGGAAGAGCACUUAAGGCGAAAUAUACUAGGCUUCGUGCUCGACAAAAAGAAAGAUUGGCUAAAAGAAAUGCGAAGGAAACUUCUGCACCUGUUGAGGGAUCCACUGGAACCCAGUAUUUUGCACAACUCCUUCAGUCACAAGCUCAGGAUGGAAAUCAACCAGCUUUAUUCAUUCAACCUAGUGAAGAGAAUUCUUCAGCUCUGUUCUUAGAUGGUAGUAGUUCUGGGCAGACUUCAGAGGGGCGAAAAAACAGGACUGACUCAACUGUAAGGUUGGUAAAAUUGCCCAAACAUCAUGGUCAACCAAAUCUAGGAGAGGGCCCAAGCUAUAUGAACUCAGAAGCUGAGAACCCCCUUGUUAUUGGAUUAUGUGCUCCAAAUGCCAACCCAAUGGAGUCAUCACAGCGGAAGUUUUCAAGAUCAUACAACAGAAAGAACAGACUGGGAUUGGGACCUGACUUGCCGCCUAGUAUUGCUCCUUGUCCCACAACCUCAGAUGAAAUGGGAACUAAAGCUCAUGAAACUAUAUCUGGCAGAUUUAAAUUGCCAGAUCCUCCACUUGAUGUUUCCCAAUCGCGACCAAAGAUUAGCAUUCCUGAUUUGUAUCAUCCAUUUAAUCCACAUCCUCUCAUUUUCCAGCAAGGCAAAGGUUCUACUGUUAAUUUAGAGAACUCUGCCAGUAGUUUUGCAGCUUUUCAAGAAAAAAUGGCACUGCCCAAACUACCUUUUGACGAAAAGUUGUUGCCCAGAUAUCCAUUUCCCACCGGGAACUUUCCCCGUCCACACCCUGAUUUAUUCCCAAGUUUGUCAUUAGGAUCAAGAGUCGCAGAUGUGAAUGAGCCGCAUCAUGACCAUCCAACAAUGCCAUUGUUUCCAAACCUCAAAUUUCCUAUGCCUGAUGCGCCAAGGUGUAAUCAGCAAGAGCCAGAGGUGCCUCCAACACUAGGAUUGGGACAGAUGCCUUCUAAAUUGUCACCAUUUCCUGAAAACCAUAGGAAAGUUCUUGAAAAUAUAAUGCUAAGAACUGGAUCGGGAUCAGGAUCAGGAAAUCCAUUCAAAAAGAAAUCCAAAAUGGAUAUUUGGUCUGAAGAAGAACUGGAUAACCUGUGGAUUGGGGUUCGCAGACAUGGACGGGGCAACUGGGAUGCUAUGCUGCGAGAUCCUAGGUUAAAGUUUUCCAAGUUCAAAACUGUGGAAGAUUUGUCAAUUAGAUGGGAAGAGGAACAGACCAAAAUUUUGGAUGUACCAGCAUUCCCUGGCAAGGGACUCAAGCCCCCUAAAUCAGGGAAAUCAAGCUUGUUUCCAAGUGUCUCUGAUGGAAUGAUGACUAGGGCAUUGCAUGGAAGUAAAUUUAGUGGACCACCAUUGAAAUUCCAAAACCAGCUUACAGACUUGAAAUUGGGUUUUGGUGACUUGCCUCCCAGCUUAUCUCGUCUGGAACAUGCUGAUCAUCUCAGUCGCAUAUCUCCUCUUCCUCCAUGGAAUCCCGACAAGUACCCACUAAAUGUCCCUGGAGACUUAAAUGCAGGACCCUCUGAUAGGCUGGGAGCUCCCUCAAAAUUUCUCAUGGAGUCCCCAUUGCUGUUGAGUUCUUUGGGUACAAGUAGCUUGGGGUCUCUUGGUGUGAACUGCCCACCCAGCUUCAGUUUGCCACAAAAAGAGGCAGAAGAAAGUGCAAGUAGAUUUGGAAAAUUAUCAAGCAUUCUUGAUCGAUCACUCAAUUUCUUGCCUGAUAGUAACAAUAAUGUCGGAAAUGGUGAAUCCAGUGGUUUUGCAUUGCCUUCAGAUGGAAGUAAGGGAAAAUGUAUUCCCCAAUCAAAAGGGAAAGAGGUGGCAGAAUGUAGUUCACCGAAGAAUAAGCUCCCUCACUGGCUUCAAGAAGCCGUGAAUGUUCCUCCAAAGUCUGCUGCACCUUCACUGCCACCUACUUUGUCUGCAAUUUCACAUUCACUCCGCCUGCUGUACGGGGAAGAGGGCCCUACAAUUCCUCCAUUUACCGUUCCUGCUCCACUGCCCUCUCAACCAAAGGAUCCCCGACUGAGCUUGAAGAAGAAGAAAAAGAAGAAACAGAAAUUGCAUAUGAUCCCGGAAUUCCUGCAGACUUUAAAAGGAUCUGGUGAUACCCUCCAAAGCCACCUUCCUGGUGAGAAAACUGGUUCAAGUGUAGUUCCUCAAGACCAAUCAUCUUUCAUGCUUUUGAAAUCACUUGCUAGUACCUCAGAAUCCCCAUCAGUCGAACCCGACCUUGGUAUGUCUACUCUGAGUCAGAACGUGAUGAACCCUUCAUCCUUACCCGCUAACCCAUCUCUGCAAAAGAUGACUACUCCUGGUCCCGGACUGUCUCCUUCCCCGGAAGUGCUUCAAUUGGUUGCAUCCUGUGUGGCCCCUGAUCCACCGCCUAGCCUUACAACAGAUAUUAACGAAAACACAGCCCCACCUCCCCUUUCUGCUGAUGAAGGAACAUCCCCACCCACCCAUGAGAAAGCAAGCGAUACCUCUGCUCCUGGCAAGUCAGGUUCAUUCGAGGAGGAUAAAGAUCAAAGCGAGAGCAGGGAUUCUAGCCAGACUCAGUCAGAUCCAGCUCGAGGCAGGCAGCAUGCUGUUGAGGAAAUAUCUUCCGAAGGGACCGUGUCUGAUCACCUUGCUAUUGAACCAUGAACAAUAAUAGGCUUAAUUUUUUUUUUUUAAUGGACUUGAUUGGAACUCUGCUUGUAGUUGAAGUUGCAGAGCCUCGACCCGAACUCAAAAUUUUUGUAGAGCAUGAUGCAAUUGCACAGACUGUCAAAUGAGUAAGUGUAGUAUAGUUAGACCAAUUCGUAAUGUAAAGCCUCUGUAAGAGAAAUGAAAUGAAAUAUAGGAUGGUGUAAUAGUGGUAUUAGAAAAAAGGAUCUUUAGCCCCUCUGGUUUUGAAGAUUAUGCAGAAAAAGGGAUUUAUUGCUUUUA
Molecule: messenger RNA, 7570 nt
Organism: Ipomoea triloba (trilobed morning glory)
Lineage: Eukaryota; Viridiplantae; Streptophyta; Magnoliopsida; Solanales; Convolvulaceae
Product: protein CHROMATIN REMODELING 4
Exons: 11
Coding region: 419-7285 (2288 amino acids)
Biological process (GO): chromatin remodeling; negative regulation of transcription by RNA polymerase II
Cellular component (GO): chromatin; nucleus
Molecular function (GO): chromatin binding; ATP binding; histone binding
Source: RefSeq, a predicted model, not a curated record